GCUCACAAUAGAAAACAGUCAUAAUUAACAAUCCUUAAAGUUUUAAAGGAGACUGCCUCCAGAUAAACGUCAGAAUAUCAUAAUGAUUAUGUUUAGAAGACAAAGAAAACCAGGACGUGAAAUGUUGGCGCUUGUUUUUGUUGUUUCUUUGCUGACCACUUGGACAACAAUAGUUUCCGGAUUGAAUUUCACUUUGUCAAAGACGCGAGUCAUGGUAGGAACUACAGGAAAGCUGUUCAUGACAUGUCAGGUUACCAAAACAGACGUUGAUGUAUUCUAUAACAUACAGAUACGGCGAGAAACAAAUUCCGGAUGGCAGACAAUAGCACUUAUCGAAGCAGGUGUUACUGAAGUCCCAGCUUUAGAUAGAGACGUUUUCAAUGACAAGGAUUUUGUUGUUGGUGGUAUUCUGGAUAAAGAAAACCCACUGAACACUCAUUUAACUUUAGAAAUGAAUAUUGAAAAGAUAACCUAUGAUGAUGCUAGAAUAUAUGGAUGCGAGUUGGCGUAUGAAAGCAGCAUUUCUGGCAGCUCUCUCUCAAGUUACAGAUGUGCCACGCUUAUGAUUGAGGAAGCGGAGAAUAAAACAGAAGAACGAGCAGGUACGAUUUCUUGUUUUGUUUUGUAG
Mercenaria mercenaria is the source of this 628-nucleotide messenger RNA. RefSeq lists its product as uncharacterized. The record is from RefSeq and is a predicted model, not a curated record. The transcript is spliced from 4 exons. The coding region runs from base 83 to 628 and encodes 181 amino acids. NCBI's taxonomy places the organism in Eukaryota, Metazoa, Mollusca, Bivalvia, Venerida, Veneridae.